ACUGCCAUCAUAGCUCAAGGUUUUCUUGCUUGGCAAGCAGUAUGGCCGACUGGCAAGAAAAUCUACCAACAAUUCAACGUGCAACAGCAAUUAACUCUGCUACCGUUAAGAAUCGAAUGGAGACUAAACGGCUAGCGGAAACUUUGGAAUCUCUGAACAGGGACCACAGCAGAAGCUUGAGGAAAAUCUCCGCCGCUCAAGAAAAUCUAGUGAACUGCCGACACGCUGAUGCCGUCCACAUUAGUGCCGGAGAAAAGCAGAAGAUCAGCAAAUCGAACUGUUCCCUAGCUGGUCUACAACUAGAGACUGGAUGCGAAUUAUCGCAAAGAAUUGACGGCAAAACUAGGCUAAGCGACUGGCACGUGCAGGGGAGGGACGGAAACAUGUGUGGAGCGUUAGGGGUGGAAACUACACUCACAAAGUCUGUAGUCUUUUCAGAAGAACAAAUUCAGGAUCCAGUGGCUUAUUUGGAAUUUUCGCCUUUCGCUACGAAAGAAAAAGCAGAUGACGAAACGAAAUUACGAAAACAGAAAGUUAAACACCGAAGUUCAUCAGGAACAUUCCAUCUUAGGCCUCAAGGACAUAAGUUAUGUUCAUUAGGAAAGGCUCCUAAAGCUCUCACUCCUCCAAUACAAAAGGCUGCAGCCACGAAGAGGAUGCAUGCAAGAAUUGCUUCAGAUCCAACUCUUGAAUUGUUUCAAAGGAAGACAGUCUCACCAAUAUGUGAUCGAAGACAGGAGCUGUUUUCUCGAUCACAGAGAUUCAGCCGUUCAACUCCCAGUCUUCACAACAAGUGGACAUUCUCUAGUCACAGUCCUGCUCCUGAGAGGGACAGGGAUGUUUGGAACCACCAACUGCUUCAAGUCAGCAAAUCACUACAGAAGAAGUCGUCUUUACCUCCAGGGUUCUUCCUACUUCCUUGUUCCUAUGUAUUAUGCCAGUCUAAAGCAGACUUUUCAAUGGAAAAACCUGGUAAACUUAAUGCACCUGACCAGGUGAAAAUCCUCAAGGGAAGCAGGUAUCUGGGAAGAGACAUUUCAACCAACAGAUCAUCUCUAGCAUCUGCAAAACCAGACUUUGCUAUGUCGCCUUGUUCCUGCGUUUACUGCCAGUCAGCUGCAAGCUCUUCAAUUAUUUCUUGCAAGGAAGAAUUUGCUAAACUCAAUCUAGCUGACCAGAUGGAAAUCCUUAAGGGAAGCAGAUAUUUGCGAUUGCCUACUAGAAGCAAAAGCAGUUCAAAGUAAAUCUGGACAGAUAGUGUGAUAUUGAAUAAUCUACAUUGUAUUUCAGCACCACUGUUGAAAAAACAUAUCUACUCUUAAUUGAUGUAUGGUAAAGGUAUUGUAUGUAUAGGUAAGACACUCAAAUUUAGAAAUGGCACAGCUAGAGUACAAAUUCAAUACUGACAUAAUGAGCACCAACAGCCCUGCUGUGAUCAUAAGUUGUGGUAUCAUUUAAUUAAUCUGCAGUACUAAAUUUUCAAUGCAGUGGUAUGUAAAUCUAC
This is a messenger RNA of Corticium candelabrum, 1504 nucleotides long. RefSeq lists its product as uncharacterized. Bases 42 to 1244 code for a protein of 400 amino acids. The transcript has a single exon. The record is from RefSeq and is a predicted model, not a curated record. NCBI's taxonomy places the organism in Eukaryota, Metazoa, Porifera, Homoscleromorpha, Homosclerophorida, Plakinidae.